GUAAUUAGACUUUUCUUUAAUAUCACUUGUGCCAAUAACUAUGUCAAAAGCCUGUUUUUGCAGCUGCAGGCAAAUACUUUGGUCACUGAAAAAAAAAAAUGUGGGGCAAAACACGCCUGUGCACGCUGCUUGCCUGUGGACCAGGAAGUGAUGCGGAGCAUUGUACAGGUAUGGGUAAAAGACUCUGGAAUCACUGCAGUUCCUGUCACUAGUUAAAAUGAUUGGCUACCAUUAGUGACGCAGAAAAGGAUAUAGAAGGAUGGUAUAAAUUGUGGGGAAAAACCACUUUCAUUUGGAGAGCAGCCGAAGUUUGAAGAAAACCGGACAAACCCAGAAUAUCCAGUCAGAACUGAACCUGUAUUUGGGCCACAGCAUGACACAGCAAGUGGAUAAAAGGUGUUUGCACUAUCAGGUAAUUGGAUUGAUGGUAGUGUUAGCCGUCUUCUCUGGACUUGGAGACACUAAAGAGAAGUCAGAGGAUGCGAUCCUAUACAACACAACACACAGUAACGGAAGUGGAGAGGAACCGCGAGUUUUGGCUAUUCAAAGGCCCUGCGGUCCAGAACACGAGGGAUUCUGUGUCAAUGGCGUAUGUUCCUACUCCUCCGACCUGGAAACCCCUAUCUGUCGGUGUGACAAAAUGUACAGCGGUGUGCGCUGUGAACAUGUUAUUUUGGACACCCAACAAUUGUCUAGUCCUGAAGAAGUCAUUGGAAUUAGCUGUGGUGUAGUUUUAUUACUGGGAAUCAUCGUCGGACUGAUGUACUGCUGUUUAAAGAAAAGGUGUCGGAAGUCAUCACCACCCUACAAGAACUAUGGCUCUGAAAACUCUGUUUAAUUUAUUGGACCAGAUAUAAUUCAUGCUCUUAAAUAAAGUGCUUUUAGGCCUAAGACAAGAAGGAGGACAAAAUAUCAAGACCGAUUCUACCA
Molecule: messenger RNA, 930 nt
Organism: Sinocyclocheilus anshuiensis
Lineage: Eukaryota; Metazoa; Chordata; Actinopteri; Cypriniformes; Cyprinidae
Gene: epgn
Product: epithelial mitogen homolog (mouse)
Exons: 5
Coding region: 374-838 (154 amino acids)
Biological process (GO): epidermal growth factor receptor signaling pathway; positive regulation of mitotic nuclear division; positive regulation of cell population proliferation
Molecular function (GO): epidermal growth factor receptor binding; growth factor activity
Source: RefSeq, a predicted model, not a curated record